This is a messenger RNA of Pieris napi, 2931 nucleotides long. Its product is annotated as ethanolaminephosphotransferase 1-like. Gene Ontology annotation, biological process: phosphatidylethanolamine biosynthetic process. Lineage: Eukaryota; Metazoa; Arthropoda; Insecta; Lepidoptera; Pieridae. Bases 254 to 1438 code for a protein of 394 amino acids. Gene Ontology annotation, molecular function: ethanolaminephosphotransferase activity. The transcript has 9 exons. Gene Ontology annotation, cellular component: endoplasmic reticulum membrane; Golgi apparatus. The record is from RefSeq and is a predicted model, not a curated record.
GACUAUAAUUACACUGCAAUAGGCAUUAGGCAAGCCCCGCAAGCGGCAAGUCUAUUUUAUUCACAGAAUUUAAUUUGUUUUUUAUUUACGGUCAAUUACCUAUUUAUGUAAUUUUUAACAUUUCUAUCGAUUCCGCUUGUAUCUAAUAUCUUACAAUCAGUUUAUAAUCAUGUGCUACAAAAGUUUAUGUUCUAUUUUAACGUAGUUUGGUCCUUUUAAUUUUGGUGAACUUAUAAAAUUAAAAUCAAACAAGAUGUUUAAUUACAAGUAUUUAUCUCGGGAACAUCUCGAAGGAUUUGAUAAUUACAAGUACAUGUCAAAAGACACCAGUCCUCUCAGUGUUUAUGUUAUGCACCCAUUUUGGAAUAAAGUUGUAGAGCUAGUACCAAGAUGGGUUGCACCAAAUGUUUUAACAUUUUCGGGAUUUCUCUUCACUGUACUCGAUUUCAUACUAUUGUCAUACUAUGAUUAUGACUACACGGCAGCCAGUGCAGUGGUGAAAAAUGAAACUGUGGUUGAACCACUGAAUGGUAGGACCGAAGUAAUACCCCAAACGCUGUGGUACUUUCUCUCAGUGUUCCUGUUUUUGGCAUAUACCCUGGAUGGUAUUGAUGGUAAACAAGCCCGUAGAACACAAACAUCAGGCCCGCUUGGUGAACUCUUUGACCAUGGACUGGAUUCAUACUCAGUUUUCUUUAUACCUGCUUGUCUUUAUUCCAUAUUUGGUCGACUGGAUUUCUCCAUUCCACCUAUAAGAAUGUAUUAUGUGAUGUGGAACCUUCUUUUGAAUUUCUACAUAAGCCAUUGGGAGAAAUACAAUACUGGAGUAUUGUUCCUGCCCUGGGGAUACGAUUUUAGUAUGUGGGCAUCGACAUUUUUCUUUAUGUGGACUGGGGUGAAGGGAACAGGGUACUAUAAAAAGUACAUUUUUGGCAGCUAUACCUUAGCCAAUGCCUUCGAGUGGGUCAUAUAUGGAACGGGUGUCUUCACCAAUCUACCUGUUGCCUUGUAUAAUAUAUAUUUGUCAUACAAAUUACGAACCGGCAAAAUGCGUAAUCCCCUAGAAGCGAUACGACCCGUUUGGUCAAUUUUAAGUGUAUUUCUGGUGUCGUCGGUGUGGGUCCAUAAAUCCCAUUUGGUGGAGAUUGAGCCAAGAGGAGUGUUCCUACUGAUAGGCACUUUGUUUAGUAACGUUGCUUGCCGGCUUAUAGUUAGUCAAAUGAGUAACCAGAGGUGCGAUGCGAUCAACUGGCUCCUUUGGCCGUUAACCGGAAGUGUCAUAGCAUCUAUUGUAUUCCCGGGAUACGACCUGGCUAUAUUCUACGCUCUGACGCUUCUAGUAAUCGUUGCUCAUGUGCAUUAUGGCGCUUGUGUGGUACGACAAAUGUGUGAUCACUUCAGAAUAAGGUGUUUCCACAUAAAACAACGUGCUGAUUGACUUUUAGAUGACAAUGUGUGCUGAUAACAUAACAUAACGUUAAUAGCAUUUAUUCAAAAUUCGAAUUCAAAGACAUUUAUCGUUUACAUCUGACAGCUGACACGUGUCAAAUGUAUUUGACAAUCAUGUCUUGUUUGAUAUGCGCCAAUCAAAUAUUUUUAUUAUAAAUAAUAUUAUGUCCUGUUGGACUAAAACUAAAUCAUAUCAGUCAGAAACGGAUUUAUUUUAAUAUAUAUGAUUGAUUAUUUUAGUUUCGCUGUAGUUUUUACUGUUUUUUUUUUUAGUUUGGAAUCCUUAAGUCUGAGUCUCACAAUUUAUAAUAUUCCCUGUGAAGAAAUAUUUAAAUAUUCGUAUUGAAUAAAGUAAACGAAUACGCACUCUAUACUAUUGUAGUUAUCGACAUCGUUAUGGUUCCAAUUAUGCCCACCGAGCGCUGCUCAAGUUUUUCAUACAAAAAUAUAGUGUAAUUAAUUCGUUACUUUAACUGCUCACAUUCACGUAUUUAAGAAUAAUUAUGUAUUUUUUGUGCAUAUAUGUGAUGAAAAGAGAUAGAUUAAAAACAGUGCAAUUAAGUUUAAGUUGGCAACACUUACAUUGAUUCUGUCUGAUGUGGAUCUGUGCAGAUUUCACUUUGGCGCGUUUAUGUUAUGUUAUCACAGUUUUUACAUUUUAUAGCACACAUUGUCAUAUAGUUGGAAUUAAAUUAAUUUUAAGUAUAUUUUUUUAUCUAUAUAUGGGUUCUUUUGACCAAAAUAGAAAAUGCACCUGCAUUUUGAAAGAGAUUUUUUCAUUACAAUUUAGUCCUUUGUAUAGAAUUCAGUUUUCUUUUCAAAGUACUAACUCAUUGAUAGAUAUGUUGCUAACCAUCUAUUGUACCAUUUUCUUGAGAAAAAUCUAAUAUAUAUAAGUAUAAGGAUAUUUGACCAGGUUUUCGCAGGAAUGGAUGUUUUUCCUUAUUAAAUAUUUUUUCUUUACUCCCGCCGAUGUACUACUACUAAAUACUGCUUUUUAAAUAGUUUGAUAUAUUUAGUUGAUGUACUUUAGAACUUAGAGUAAAGCUACGAUUUCCUAGAAAAGCGGUGCCGUUAACUAACGGUCGUCAUUUUACGGUUGUUAAUAACGGCCGUCUUUACGGUGGCCAAGCUGUGGUUUCCUAGAAAGUAGUGCGACCGUAUUCAACCGUAGUCACUCAGUACUCACUCGAGCUUUAGGUCGUGCACUGUUAAAAAAUGGACGAUUGGGACAUUAUUAGUAUUUUUGGAUGAUGAGGAGUCAUCAGAAGACGAAAAAAAAGCGUUUGGAGGAGAGUUGCUUCACAAAUUUUGCUUCUUUUGAGCUUGUCUGUACUCUUUAGAUUUGAUAUUGUACAAAGCUUCAUGAUUUUUAACAAAAUCAAUUAAUUGUUCAUCAUUUUCGCUCGUCCCAGUCAUUGUAUAAAUUAAAUAUGCGCACCGCUACACGCGAAAAACGUUGAACUACUGUUUAUCACCGCU